Molecule: messenger RNA, 975 nt
Organism: Aureobasidium namibiae CBS 147.97
Lineage: Eukaryota; Fungi; Ascomycota; Dothideomycetes; Dothideales; Saccotheciaceae
Exons: 2
Coding region: 1-975 (324 amino acids)
Biological process (GO): positive regulation of DNA-templated transcription; regulation of transcription by RNA polymerase II
Cellular component (GO): SAGA complex; DUBm complex
Molecular function (GO): transcription coactivator activity
Source: RefSeq, a predicted model, not a curated record
AUGUCUUCGGACAAGGAUGCGAAGGUCGACCUUGGGUCUCUAACCCAAAGCAUCAUCAACGACUGCUUGUAUACGGUUAUCCACGACCUGGUACUGCAGACUCAUCGACGCGAGAAACUACUUUUACGAACUGUGGACCCCACUACAGGUCUGCCAAUCUGCCCGUCAUGCAACCUCCCACGACUUCUGGAUCCUCCUCUAGCGAAUGCGAACCCUCCCAAGAAGAUACAGUACUGCACACAUAUCCCCUGGUCGACGCGACCAGGACACGACAUCUAUGGCAAUCCAUUCCCGGUUGCUGGCAGCGAUAAACCGCCGACCAAAAAAGAGCGUGAGAGAAUGAAGGCAGAAUCAAAUGCAUCCAAGGAGCAUGGCACUGCACCUCCUUCACCCUCGGCAGAUCAACCCAACACUGGUGGUCCUGUUGACAAAAAGGCUGCAAAGGUCGGCGAAAGACUCAAGGGCGGCACAUAUAUCCCGUGGCACACAUGUCCGUCGUGCAAGCGCAGUCUACUCAUCACACGUUUUGCGCAACAUCUGGAAAAGUGUCUCGGAAUUGGAGGCAGAGGAGCUCGAGCUGCCCGGCUUAAUAAUGCAAACGGAGCAUCUCCGCUCGGCAGCAGAGGCGGUACACCGACACCAAACUCACGCGGUUCCAAAAACGGAGAUGACGACGAGGACGAAGACGAUGACAAGUCUGGAGGAGUGCGUAAGAAGGUGCUCAAACGCGGACUGAAAGAAAGCAUGAAGAAGGAUGUAAAGGGAUCAAAGCUUGGGAAGCGUCCAGGCAAGUCUGAUUCCAAGACGGAUAAGAGAGAAAGAGAUGAGCUGGGAGACGAUGAAGACAACACGCCUCUGCGAAAACGUAUGAAGCUGCAGAGAGUCGGUAGUACAGCAAGCUUGCAGACCAGCAUCGCUGGCGAGGAGAGCAUCGACGGAAGUUUUGUAGAUGACAACGACAGCGGCGACGAUUGA